AUGGCUCGCGAGAACUUCGGACGUUGGAAGAAAGAGCUCCCAAGCGCAAGACAUAUCGCAGCACCCACACGCACCCACCCACGCACCCACGCCCAAGACACAUCGCAGCACCCACGCACGCACCCAAGCCCAAGACACAUCGCAGCACCCACCCACGCACCCAAGCCCAAGACACAUCGCAGCACCCACGCACGCACCCAAGCCCAAGACACAUCGCAGCACCCACCCACGCACCCAAGCCCAAGACACAUCGCAGCACCCACGCACGCACCCAAGCCCAAGACACAUCGCAGCACCCUCGCACGCGGGCACACGCCGUCCGCCAUGUCCCAAUCGAAGCGCCCUGCAAACGACGCGUUCGGCUCCAACCAGCUGGUCAAGCGCGCAAAGUCGGACGCGAACCUCGACAGCACCGCCGUUGCCCUAUCGAGCGCUACCGGGCAGAAUGGCGCACUCAUACCAGCGGGACCGCGAGGCGGCGCGCUUCAGUCGCCUGUCAUGGAGUUGACCGGCCACUCGGGCGAGGUGUUUGCUGCACGGUUCGAUCCCACCGGACAGCACAUAGCCUCCGCCUCCAUGGACCGUUCCAUAUUGCUCUGGCGCAGCGCUGGCGAAUGCGACAACUACGGCAUCCUCACGGGACACAAGCAGGCCGUGCUGGAUCUGCACUGGUCGCGCGACUCCAAGGUGCUGUUCUCCGCUUCCGCAGACAUGCACCUGGCCAGCUGGGACGUGGAGACGGGCGAGAGGAUACGCAGACAUCCCGGCCACGAAGAGGUCAUCAAUUGCAUGGACGUCAGCAAGCGCGGCGAGGAGAUGCUCGUCAGUGGCUCCGACGACGGCUACAUGGGCAUCUGGGACACCAGGACCAAAGACGCCGUGACCUUUAUCCCAACCGACUUCCCGAUCACGGCGAUAUGCUUGGCCGAGGCCGGAAACGAGCUGUUCACGGGAGGAAUCGACAACGACAUCAAGGUCUGGGAUCUGCGAAAGCAAGCCGUCACGUACACACUCAUCGGUCACGCAGACACCGUCACCUCCCUGCAACUCUCGCCCGACAACCAGACACUCUUGUCAAACGCACACGACUCCACCGUCAGGACAUGGGACGUGAGACCGUUUGCGCCCGCCGAUCGCCGCAUCCUGACCUUUGACGGAGCACCCACCGGCCAAGAGCGCAACCUGCUCAAAGCAAGCUGGGAUGCAAAGGGCGACAAGAUCGCAGCCGGCAGCGGAGACCAGAGCGUAGCCAUUUGGGAGUCGCGGACAGGCAAGCUUCUGAAUAAGCUUCCCGGCCAUCGAGGUGCCGUCAACGAUGUGCGCUUCCACCCGCUCGGUGAACCACUAGUGGUCUCCGCGUCCUCGGAUCGCACGCUCAUGGUCGGUGAGCUAGGAAGGUGA
Molecule: messenger RNA, 1401 nt
Organism: Ascochyta rabiei
Lineage: Eukaryota; Fungi; Ascomycota; Dothideomycetes; Pleosporales; Didymellaceae
Exons: 5
Coding region: 1-1401 (466 amino acids)
Cellular component (GO): catalytic step 2 spliceosome
Molecular function (GO): RNA binding; protein binding
Source: RefSeq, a predicted model, not a curated record